GAGGUCACCUAGUCCAGCUCCCUGGAAAGAAGUAUAUAUACUCUGUAUUUUAGCCAUAGUAAAAGAAGAAAAAAUAAUUACAAUUUUCCAUAGUAGCCUAUUACAAAAUUUAAAUAUCCUCUAAUGUUUAAAUGGUCUCCUUGCACUUAACUUACACGUCUCAGGUAUGAUUCAAAUCCACUUCUGUUUUCUGAAAGCAGGAACUACUAAGCUCUACUUAGUUGCUUCCAAGUUAACGAAUUUCUAUCCCUGUUUCACUAUUAGUAAAAUCACACUCAACUUUCUUAAAAUUUCCAAUUAAAAAAGUAUCUGUUCUUUGAGAAGUACAGUAUCUAUUCUUUGAGAAGCCUCUGAAAACUACAACAGCACCACUGGAAGCAGCUGGAAUUGGGUGUUUAUGUGUGCAGGGGAUGGAGCUGGCUGCGUUUCUGCAGGUGAUGUAAAGCAUGGCUAGGUAGCAAAAGGCUACUGAAUCCCAACAAGCUGACCAUAGGGAUGGCUGGAGAAAUAAUUUAACAGGACAUAGUUCUUCCAGUGACCUAUUGUUUAGGGAUCUUUGAAUGUUUCUUCGUUUUUGGCCAGUGAGACCAUCAAAGCCCAAGUGUGAACUGGAAGGAGAGCUGACAGAAGGAAGUGACCUGACUUUGCAAUGUGAGUCAUCCUCUGGCACAAAGCCCAUUGUGUAUUACUGGCAGCGAAUCCGAGAGAAGGAGGGAGAGGAUGAACACCUGCCUCCCAAAUCUAGGAUUGACUACAACAACCCCGGACAUGUUCUGCUGCAGAACCUCACUAUGUCCUCCUCUGGACUCUACCAGUGCACAGCAGGCAAUGAGGCUGGGAAGGAAAGCUGUGUGGUGCGAGUGACUGUACAGUAUGUACCAAGCAUCGGCAUGGUUGCAGGAGCAGUGACAGGCAUGGUGGCUGGAGCCCUGCUGAUUUUCCUCUUGGUGUGGCUGCUAAUCCGAAGGAAAGACAAAGAAAGAUAUGAGGAAGAAGAGAGACCUAAUGAAAUUCGAGAAGAUGCCGAAGCCCCAAAAGCUCGCCUUGUGAAACCUAGUUCCUCUUCCUCAGGCUCUCGGAGCUCACGCUCUGGUUCUUCCUCCACUCGCUCCACAGCAAAUAGUGCCUCACGCAGUCAGCAGACACUGUCAACUGAAGCACCACCCCAGCCAGGGCUGGCCACCCACGCAUACAGCCUAGUGAGGCCAGAGAUGAGAGGUUCGGAGCCAAAGAAGGUCCACCAUGCUACCCUGACCAAAGCAGAAACCACACCCAGCAUGAUCCCCAGCCAGAGCAGAGCCUUCCAAACUGUCUGAAUUAGAGUGGACUUGACUCCCGUGCUUUCCUAGGAGUCAGGAUCUUAGGACUAUUCUAGUCAUUGAAGCUCAGUCACCAGGCACACAACCCCUUUGAACCAGAUGAGAGGUCAUUUAAGUAGUAGUGAGCAUUGCAUGGAACAGAUUCAAAUGAGCACUUUCCUUAUAUGACAAGAAACAAGAAAAAAGAUGGAAGCCGAUCAUCUCCAAAAAGGAAUCUACUUGUGUCUGUAGAUUACAGUCGGGGAAAGCAGGAGUCCAAAUCUGUGCAUUUGUUGACCAGGACCUGUGGUGAGAAAGGCUGGGGAAAAGGGAAGUGAACACACUUGAAACUUCUCACCUGAGAUGUUUUGUAUCAAUACUUCGAUUCACCAUUGUCAAGAAGAAAUGAUGUAUUGUUCAUAAAUUUUCUAUGCAUUUCUGCAAACCUACUGGAUUAUUGUGAGUAUUCAGAGUCAAGCAGAACUCACAGCCUUAUAUUAUACCUAUUUGCACCAUGUACUGGGCUUACCGCUUCUGAGAAACUCCAAAAAGGAGACGUAUCUCUUCUAUUCUGACUUGACUUCAUUUACCAUAAGGUUUGAAUACUAACUUCAAGAGAAGUUCACAUAGUGGGAGAUGGAAAAGAAUGAAUGAGCUUCUCCCACUCUAUCCACUACUAAUCUUCCUACUUACAUUGAACUGUAAGGAACCAAAAAAGGUGUCCAAAAUGUUUGACAAGGGACUAUGAAGAACUUUCCAUCUUAAUGAUGUUCAGAGGGUCACUGACAAAUAUCAGAAAUAUAUACUGGAACAAUUGUGGAUUUUCCCUCAAAUCAGAAGUCUCUAAGGACUUCCCUGCUAGAUAUCUCUGGAGCAAGAAAACAUUCACUAUAUGUCAUUUAACAAUGUCCUUAGAAGUAUUCUAGAGAAAAAGAGAUCUUUUAAAGAUGCUGACAGAUCAUCUGACAUACCAUUAUAUUCUCUUCUUUCUGAGAACAUAUGAAAUCAGAAUUUCAAGAUUGACUAGACUAAAAGGGGAAAUUAGAUCAGUUUUUUCUUACUUUGUAAAGGAGUGGUAUAAGGAAGUUUAGUAUUGCACCAAAUUUGGAGAUUCCUCCACUUCUUUCAUUUUAGGAGAAGGAUGAGAACCUGGGACUUUUGAUGAUUCUCAGCCUUAAGUUAUCAAAAAGAUCAGGGACUACCAACGUUUUCUAAUGGCAUCGCAUGUCAUAAUCAUUCCCUCCUGAGACGCUAGACAGGAAGAAAUUCAGUAUUUUCCCAGCUUAGCCUCUAAGGAAGUCUAGCUCUGGGCUGGAAGGAAAGAGAAUUAACAUUUAGGGAAGAGAUGAUGAGGAUAACUGGUGGGUGGCAGGAGAGGGCUAGGUUAGUACUUGUUAACAUUUUAAUUGUCAGCCUCUUGGGAAGAAUUAGCAGAAAUGAUUCACCACGACAGCUCUCAGAAGAGCUGAUUCAUGGAAGGAAGGUGUUUGAAAAAUAAAAAGGUAGCAGCAGCCUCCAAUACAAUAACUUGUUUUCUUAAUAGUUUUGACUACUCUGCUAGUCAAAUGCAUCCUAUGGCAAGAACACUAAAUCUGAAAUAACUCUUCAUGGACCCUAGUGCAAAUGUCAACAGAUCGCCAUUGGGAGAGCAAAAUAUUUAUUAUUAUUAAAAGGGCAGCAGGCUAUAGGAAAGAAAAUAUAAUGCCGAAUAUGGUGAUGAAAGCAUUGUUUCUAAAAUAGAAAUCAGAUGCUUAAAGGGAAAAGGCUGAUCUGGGAUUUUGCCCCAUUUCUCGUUAUCUAUUUCUACAUUUAAUUCUCACAAUAGUGCCCUCAAAUAGUGCAAAUGCAUUUCCUUCUAAAGUCCUUUAAGAAAUAGGGGUUUAUCCUUGGGUGAAAGUUUUCAUCUGAGUUUUGUCUUCCUCUAAAAACAAAGGUGGCAAAUAAGACACAUUGAGGAAGUAAUGUAAAGAAUGUCUGCUAUUAGUUCAAUCUAAGAGGGCUGGCAUAUUUGGAAUGCUUCUUAUACUAACUGCCUCAUUGUAAGAUAUAAAACGCCUUACUCUACUUUUUUAUUUUUCUGGUAGUAUGGUAUUCAGGCAACAUUAUCAGACAAGUACACUGUGGAGGCUGCAGCUGUACCAUCACUAGCAAUGUGCUCUUAUCAUUAUUUACUACCUUUGAACCUAAGGUUUCCUGCCUAUGCCCUUGAAAGCAGGAAACAGUUUGCUAUGCAUGAAAAGGAGGUUUAGAUUUUUUAACAUGUUAGUUAUUAGAAAACGAAAAUACCAGUUGAAUAUCCAGAUUAUUCUGAAAUCUAUUCACACUGGAAAUCUACAAAAAGUCACAAAACAGAUUACUACCUAAAAUCUGAGAAAUUCUAGGAAUUGGAGAUUCUGAGAGAUAAGGUGCUGAAGCCUCAGCAAUGAUAGUGCACUUCUCUUUGAGUCAGGCUUUUGGGUUCAGAUAUGACAGGGUCAGGACUGGUUCAAACUGGUUCAAACCAUAUUCCAUUAACUUGCAAAUCAACUAACUCUGAUUCUUUAAUAUGAAACAAACAAACAAGAGGGAUAAAACAAAUGGUGAAAGAAAAAAUGUUUGUAGGAAGAAAAUACAAAUGGAAUGAUGUGGAUGUUUAGAGAAUAACCAUUUCAAUAAAAUAUAUAAACCAAACUUAAAAUUGUAAAAUAAUGAAGUUGAUGCCUUUGUUGUUACACUGUGUAAAAAUAAUUUCAGAAUUGCUAUUGCAAAAAGACCUAAUUUUGCUUCA
Messenger RNA from Equus caballus (horse), 4065 nucleotides. The record is from RefSeq and is a predicted model, not a curated record. Lineage: Eukaryota; Metazoa; Chordata; Mammalia; Perissodactyla; Equidae.